AUGCACAGGCCUCUGUCUUUUGCGGCAAGCGCGGUCCUCGCAGCAGUCUCCGCCUCGCGAUGUCUAGCGGCCACCACUGUGUCAGUCAGUUCGACUGCUAGCCAUUCCAUUCCCACGACCCUCUUGCUUCAAAAUCGAGCGUUCCAGCAAGUGACUCCGGGCACCUCCGAUGCACUUGAACCCUGGGAGGCCAUCAACGGUGCCAACAUCACUGUCAUCGCGGACUCGGACCCCGUCUCUUCAGCAUUGCCCAAUUCUUUGAAAUUCGUCGUUCCCUCUAAUGCGAGCGGAUCAGUCGGCUUCAGUAAUGAGGGCUACUGGGGCAUCAACGUGAAUGCGUCAUGGACGUACAAUGCAUCGCUCUACUAUCGCUUCCCUAGUUCAUCCACCUUUUCCGGGAAGCUCACAUUAGGCCUGGAGUCCUCCGCGGGCGACGUGUUGGCGUCAAACUCAACAACGAUCAUCGGGAGCCAGACGAUCUGGAAGCAGAUCGCGCUCGAGCUGACGCCGUCGUAUAGCGCGUUGAACAACAAUAACAGCUUCUUCGUGACAGUCAACGGUUCGGAGGCCGCCGGAGAGACGAUCCACUUUGCGAUGUUCUCGCUGUUCCCUCCAACGUACAAGAACCGACCAAAUGGCAUGAGGAUUGACAUCGCUGAGACGCUAGCUGACAUGAAGCCUGCCUUCUUCCGAUUCCCCGGUGGCAAUAAUCUCGGUCAAACAUGGGCCACCAGGUGGCAAUGGAAUGCCACUGUCGGACCUCUGCUUGACAGGCCAGGCCGUGUCGGUGACUGGGGCUAUGUGAAUACCGAUGGUCUCGGUCUCUUGGAGUAUCUCACGUUCCUCGAGGAUGUCGGCACGGAGCCGUUCAUGGCUGUCUGGGCUGGCUAUUCUCUCGGUGGAGAAAGUGUCCCUGAAGACGACCUCUCGCCGUACAUUCAGCAGGCCAUCGAGCAGAUCGAAUUCGCAGUCGGGGAUGCGAAUACCAGUUCAAUUGCUGCACUGAGAGCAGAGUAUGGGCACCCUGAGCCGUUCAACGUCACCUAUGUCGAAAUCGGAAACGAGGACUUCUUUGCAUCAGAUUCCUAUACCUAUAGGUGGCCUGCCUUCAUAGGGUACCUGAGCGCAGCAUAUCCGGACAUCAACUAUAUUGCUACCACGUACCCGUUCAAUCCCAUCAUCUCACCCACGCCAAAGCAAUACGACGUUCAUGUGUAUCAGACACCUGAUUGGUUCAUCGAAAACGCUUUCUAUUAUGAUAAUUUUGAGCGUAACGGAACGAGGUACUUCCAGGGCGAGUAUGCCUCAAUCCGCUUUCUGUAUCCCACCGUUCUAAGCUCCACUGCCGAAGCGGCAUACAUGACGGGAUUCGAGCGAAACGCUGACAUCGUCUUUGCUGCGUCCUAUGCACCUCUGUUGCAGGUCAGAGAAGUCACUCAGGUCACAAUACCAUGUAUAUUAACUCUUUGCAGUGCUUCCACUGUCGUGAGGUCGACAGCCUACUACGUUCAGCAACUAUUUAGCCUGAACGUCGGCGACGAAUAUCUGCCUAGCACGCUGCCGACACAGAACGGGACUCUCUAUUGGUCAAUCACCAGGAGCUCUUCGACUGGAGACGUGUACAUCAAGCUUGUCAACGUUGCCUCGUCCGAGACAGACGUGACGUUCGAGAUGCCAUUUGAUGUGGCGAGCACCGGAACUUUGAAACUUCUGACUGGCAAACCGGAUGAUAGCAACACUCCGGACGCGCCGGAUUACAUCACCCCGGGGACCAGCACGAUAUCCACAGGUUCGACGCUCAACUACACCGCUCCCGCUUAUAGUCUAAGCGUGAUUAUCCUGAGCACGUCCUAA
Laetiporus sulphureus 93-53 is the source of this 1854-nucleotide messenger RNA. Its product is annotated as glycoside hydrolase family 51 protein. Lineage: Eukaryota; Fungi; Basidiomycota; Agaricomycetes; Polyporales; Laetiporaceae. The record is from RefSeq and is a predicted model, not a curated record. The transcript has 20 exons. Bases 1 to 1854 code for a protein of 617 amino acids. Gene Ontology annotation, biological process: L-arabinose metabolic process. Gene Ontology annotation, molecular function: alpha-L-arabinofuranosidase activity.